CUUGAUGCUGGUGGGGGUGAAACUGGUGGGGGAGAUUACCAGGGGCUGCCCAUCGUCAGCACCUUGGACCUGACCGCCUCCCCAAAACCGACGGCUAUCCCAAUCCACUUUGGAUCUCUCUGUAAUCUCUGUCUAUAAAGAUUUCAGUGUUGACGCCCUUUCUUCUCACUGGCUGCUCUUCUAUCUCCCCACUCCUCGGCAGCCUGUCCCUGUCUCUCUCUCCGUAAUCUUUAUCUAUAAAGAUUUCUACCUUGCCACUUCUCUUUUCACUGGUUGGUUGCCUCUCUCUCGCUCUCCCUCCCUAUCUCCCUCCCUCCCUCCCUUUGUCAUGGCUAGUUCUACCACCUUGUCUUCUCCUUCCUCCUUCCUUGGGUUUUCCUCGUAUUCGUCUUCAUCCUCUAACAGCGCGUCUGUAGGCUUCUUCAGACCAUCACCACUAAAACCCAACAAAAUUUCCAUCUCAUUUCCGAGGAAGAGAGUGUACUUCCGGCCUUCGAGCUCAAUAUCCGGCCCUGCAAUCGAGAAGGAGGUGCCGCAGAGUGAGCGGCCGGACAGCUUCUUGAGAGAUGGAGAGGCCCCAGCUUCUGAUUCGUCCUCCGUUAGGGGCCGAUUUGAGAAGAUGAUCAGGGAAGUGCAGGAUAAGGUCUGCGCAGCUAUCGAGGCGGUUGAUGGGUGUCGGUUCAAGGAGGAUGUGUGGUCAAGGCCCGGGGGCGGAGGCGGAAUAAGCCGCGUUCUGCAGGACGGGAAUGUGUGGGAGAAGGCCGGAGUCAACGUUUCUGUGGUCUACGGGAUGAUGCCCCCGGACGCGUACCGGGCUGCCACGGCAGGGACCGUCGUCAAUGCCGGCCCCGUCCCCUUCUUCGCCGCUGGAAUUAGCUCUGUUUUGCAUCCAAAGAACCCAUUUGCACCUACAUUGCAUUUCAAUUAUCGGUACUUCGAGACAGACGCUCCAGAAGAUGCUGCUGGAGCACCACGAAAAUGGUGGUUUGGCGGGGGUACGGAUUUAACCCCUUCCUAUAUAUUUGAGGAGGAUGUUAAACAUUUCCAUUCGAUUCAAAAGAAGGCCUGCGACAAGUUUGAUCCUACUUUCUAUCCGCGGUUCAAGAAAUGGUGUGAUGACUAUUUCUGUAUCAAGCACCGGGAGGAGCGGCGUGGGCUUGGUGGAAUCUUUUUCGAUGACCUAAAUGAUUAUGACCAGGAGUUCCUUCUUGGUUUUACAACAGAAUGUGCAAACUCUGUUGUUCCAGCCUACAUACCACUGAUAGAAAAGCGGAAGGAUACACCUUUUACAGAACAACACAAGGCAUGGCAGCAGUUAAGGAGGGGGCGCUAUGUGGAAUUCAACUUGGUUUAUGAUCGUGGCACCACGUUCGGGCUGAAGACAGGGGGCAGGAUUGAGAGUAUUCUAGUUUCUCUACCUUUGACGGCCCGAUGGGAAUAUGACCAUAAACCAGAAGAGGGAACUGAAGAAUGGAAGCUCCUUGAUGCAUGUGUUAACCCCAAGGAGUGGAUCUGACGCCUCCCAUUUCACCUGUUUGCUCUUUUCAUAUGUCCUGUGGUUUUUGUCACAUUUUUGUGCUUAGAGAAUCUUGUAGUAUGCUUUGAGAUGUAUAAUAAGAGGAAAUUUAUUUUUUGGA
This is a messenger RNA of Nymphaea colorata (pocket water lily), 1637 nucleotides long. Its product is annotated as coproporphyrinogen-III oxidase 1, chloroplastic. Gene Ontology annotation, cellular component: chloroplast stroma; cytoplasm. The transcript is spliced from 8 exons. Bases 329 to 1516 code for a protein of 395 amino acids. Gene Ontology annotation, molecular function: coproporphyrinogen oxidase activity. The record is from RefSeq and is a predicted model, not a curated record. Lineage: Eukaryota; Viridiplantae; Streptophyta; Magnoliopsida; Nymphaeales; Nymphaeaceae.